This is a messenger RNA of Gamsiella multidivaricata, 2594 nucleotides long. RefSeq names its product Metallo-dependent phosphatase-like protein. Gene Ontology annotation, molecular function: protein serine/threonine phosphatase activity. Lineage: Eukaryota; Fungi; Mortierellomycota; Mortierellomycetes; Mortierellales; Mortierellaceae. Gene Ontology annotation, cellular component: cytoplasm; nucleus. The record is from RefSeq and is a predicted model, not a curated record. Bases 299 to 2509 code for a protein of 736 amino acids. The transcript has 3 exons.
UUCUUAUUCUUCUUCUUCCUCUUCUUCUACGUCUUGGUCUUCGUCUUCUUCCUUUCAUUCGAAAACUCCCCCAAGGCUUCUUUCUUCUUCUUUUCCCUUUUUCUACUCUCGCCAUUUCACUUGCCAUUCCGUUGCAUUCGCCUCUUCUUUCACCCUCCCCCUGACCUGUUUACCCCGCUUGUCUCAUAAUACCUUAUUUCACUUUUGCUCACUUCUCCAUACCACACACUCCGAAGGCAUAAGCUAAUUGAACCGUGUCCGCCGCCUGUCCAUACUAUCCAUAUCAUCCGCAUCGUCCAUGGGGAACCAGCUCAGCAAACGUCCGACUGCAAAGGGAGGCAGUAGGGCAUUUUCCGAUGACAGCUCUGCUGAAUACGCGACUGCUAACCACAUCGGUCGUCCUGCGCCCAGUGGUGACAACCCGACCAGUAUCGGCAACAGCGUCAAUGGCACAUUACACCAGAAAGAGACUCCCGCUGUGAACCAGGGCCUGCACACAAUGGACGUAGGCAGUAACGAGGACGCUGGUGAUCCUAUCCCGGCCCAUGACACAGGUAGCCGUGGCCUGCCUACCUCUUCCCUCCCUCCUAGGCCUUCUCAAGAGGUGUCCCAGAGCCCCAUUGCCGGCAGCAACGACGCAAGCCCAGCCUCUCUCCUAAGGACUCUUUCUAGGGACGUCAGUCCUAUGCACGUUGACGCCUCUGUGGCCUCGGGCACCAUCCUUCCGAGCCAGGGCCUGGAGUCAUCUGAGAAACGACUAAAGUCGUCCGUGAUUGGCUGCGACGUGAUCCAGCCCCCGCCUCUGGCACAUACGCAGGACAGUUCGCAGCACCAUCACCAUCACCACAAUGUGAGCCAGUACCAACAGCAGACCCCGCACACAGCAAGCCAGGCAGGUGUGGGUCCAAGCUCAGGGUCCAGUGGUCCACUGUCAGUUGGCCAAAAUGGACUAGCGUCUUCUGGCGAUUUGGUCUCACCUGCAGCACCUGCAGCAUCAGCAACAGUUGCUUCGAUAAGAUCCAAAGGGGAAACAGCGGCCGCAAAGACAAUGCAACAGCACUACGACCACAUUAAAAACAGCAUUCUCGGCAAUAGCAAUGACAGUCUUAACAGCAACAACGACGAUGGUCAUGGUACAUCUCUUAAUAGCCAUGACGACCAUCAGCAAGCGCACCAGCAAUGUCAUAGCAGCAAUGAUAGCAAAGACACACUAACGGAGCCAGUGCCUGAUGGAAACCAGCAACAGCAAGAGUCUUUACCGCCUCCCCCACCGGAACCCAGCAUCCCCUUUGCAGUUUCGGAGCCAGGCGAACCCAUCUUAAUUAAGAAACCUAGUCUCACGCCCCUGACCAUACCUCCCUCGGGCAUGGCCUCGACACGGGCUUCGCCCCCGCUCUCACCAAAGUCUGGCAGCCAUUCCAGGUCUUUAGAGCUCUCCCCGACAUCACGUCUACCAUUUUUGGGAUCGGUAGCGGACAAAAAUAAGGCCAUGGAUUUAGACGACAUCAUCUCGCGAUUGUUGGAUGCAGGGUAUUCGGGCAAAGUAUCCAAGAACAUAUGCCUGCGGAACAACGAGAUUGUAUACAUCUGCCAGACUGCACGGGAGGUGUUUUUGUCACAACCGACUCUCAUCGAACUGAAUGCGCCGGUCAAGAUUGUGGGGGACAUUCAUGGGCAGUACACGGAUCUAUUACGGAUGUUUGAGAUGUGUGGAUUCCCACCGUCGGCCAACUUUUUGUUCCUGGGGGAUUAUGUGGAUCGUGGCAAGCAGAGCCUGGAGACAAUUCUUUUGCUGUUUUGUUACAAAAUCAAGUAUCCAGAGAACUUUUUCCUGUUGCGCGGCAACCACGAGUGCGCAAAUGUUACCAAAGUCUACGGAUUCUAUGACGAGUGCAAGCGUAGGGCGAGCGUGAAAAUGUGGAAGGCAUUCGUGGACGUUUUCAACUGUUUGCCUCUUGCCGGCAUUGUUGCCAACAAGAUUUUUUGUGUACACGGAGGGCUCUCGCCGUCUUUGGGCACAAUGGACGACAUUCGCAUCUUGCAGCGACCUACUGACGUACCGGAUUAUGGUCUACUAAACGACCUGCUUUGGUCUGACCCUUCAGAGACAGCUCUGGACUGGGAGGAUAACGAGCGCGGUGUGUCUUAUUGCUUUGGGCGGAGCAUUAUCCAGAAGUUUUUGAACAAGCACGAUUUCGAUCUCGUUUGCCGGGCACACAUGGUAGUCGAGGAUGGGUACGAGUUCUUCAACGAGCGGACGCUGGUCACGGUGUUUUCGGCACCAAAUUACUGUGGGGAAUUUGAUAACUUUGGCGCGGUGAUGAGCGUGAGCGAGGAGCUACUUUGUAGCUUUGAGCUGCUGAAGCCAAUCGAUCAGGCCACUGCCCUGGCACAGAUGCAAAGUCUGGCUGCCACCAACGGCGGCUGGAGAGUCAACAAACAGCGGUUAAGCAUUCCCGACAGCAACUCACUAUAUGGGACAUCCCAAAACAGCGCUUUGGGCACAUAGGCCUCGUUCCCUUCCCACUCUGUCUUAUGUAAUUCGUUUUCCUAGUGUGUUUUUGUGUAAUUGUAGAUGUGCCUGUAAAGAAGAG